This is a messenger RNA of Nelumbo nucifera (sacred lotus), 1035 nucleotides long. NCBI's taxonomy places the organism in Eukaryota, Viridiplantae, Streptophyta, Magnoliopsida, Proteales, Nelumbonaceae. The record is from RefSeq and is a predicted model, not a curated record.
AUGGUAGAACAAGCAAAAGCUCUCCUUGAAUGGAAAUCCAGUCUCUCCAACCAAGCCAAGUCUAUUCUCCCUUCUUGGGGACAAUCUGUUCCUAGUAACUACAAUGUCACAAUUUCUUCUUCUCUAUUCAAUCCAUGCAAUUGGACAGGAAUUGCUUGCAACAUGGAUGGAAGCAUCACUAAAAUAAGCCUUCCAAACAUGGGUUUGAAAGGUACACUACUCAACUUCAGCUUCUCUUCCUUCCUGGGUCUUUCCCAUCUUAAUCUCUCCAAUAAUAGCCUCUUUGGUACUAUUCCUUCCCACAUCAGUGAACUUCCCAAGCUCGCCUACCUUGAUUUGUCUAUGAACCAGUUUUCCGGAGGUAUCCCACAAGAAAUCAGCUUCCUUGAAACUCUCCAAAUUUUGUAUCUCCACCAAAAUCACUUGAAUGGUUCCAUCCCAGCAUCAGUGGGCAAUUUGAGUAACAUGACUGUUCUUUACCUGUAUCAAAAUCACUUUUCUGGUCCUAUUCCUCCAGAAAUAGGAAACUUGACAAAUCUUCAAGAUCUCAAUUUGUGUACUAACCAUCUAACAGGGUCCAUUCCUUCAGCUUUGGAAAACAUGACCAUGCUCACCAGCUUGGAUCUGUCUAAAAAUUCCUUAUCAGGUUCCAUUCCAGCAUUUCUGUGUAGCUUAAGCAACCUGACAAGACUAUUCCUUAAUAGAAAUGAGCUAUCUGGUCCCAUUCCUCAACAAAUAGGAAAUUUGAAAAAUCUUGUUAGGCUAAAACUGUCAAAUAACCAUCUAUCAGGUUCCGUUCCUCAUGAAUUAGGCAAUCUCACAAAGUUGGUUUCAGUACAUCUGUAUUUAAACAAUUUGUCUGGUCAUUUUCCGCCACAUAUAUGCAAGGGUGGAUUACUUCGCAGAUUUAUAGUACAUACCAAUCAUUUUAGAGGACCCAUUCCAGAAAGCUUGAGAAAUUGCACAAGCUUGGUCAGAGUUCGACUUGAAAACAACGAAUUCAGUUCAAAUGUUUCAGAGGCUUUUGGCGUGUAA